AUGACCAGUACACGAUUUCAAGAAUGCUGCCGUACCUUACUGAAAUUUCAACGUCGAAAUUUACAUUCUUCCGUGAAUUUAAGAGUAGGUACUUUUGGAAGACCCAAUAAAUCGAUUCUGUCAGAAUUGGGAUUCUCUAAAUAUUAUAAGAUAAGAUCUAAUAUUGGUUUAUUGAUUCAAGAUUUUUCAAAGAAACCAGUACCGUCGGUAUCAUAUGAUUUUUUGACAACUUAUAAGAAGCUGCAUUUAAAUUCAAAUGAACAAUAUACAUUAACAAUUAAAACAAUAAAUUAUCUUCUGUCAUUUACAUGCAGGCAAUUAAAUUCCAUUCAGAGAUUACCAUAUAUCGUAAUUUUAAACCCCAAAGUGGAGGAAAGCUAUUCGUUAUAUAUGAAGACACUCAAAUCUUUGUUAUCAGUAAGGUAUCCUUACGACUUAUAUCAAAAGGACAAAAUGAUAGCUUUAUUCACUGAAUUUUUGAAUGACCAUAACGAUACAUUGUUGACUUUAUCUAAUGGGUUACGAGAAAUUACGGAUUACUAUCCUCGUGAGUCUGUUUUCCAGUUUUUAAAUGAUCAUUUGCAAAAUAGGAUAACAAUGAAAUUACUUGUUACACACUACUUGAAUCUGAUUACUCAUGAUACCAGUGACUCUCGUCACAUUGGAAUUAUAGAGAAAGAUCUAUCCGUUUCCAAAUUGAUAAAGCAUUGUUGGGAUUUUGUUGGUGACCUUUGUUAUAUUAAGUACGAUAUAAAUUCAUUGAAGAUGACGAUCAAUGACGGUAAAGAUGUGACCUUUUCAUGUAUUCCACUCGUAUUAGAAUAUAUUACGACAGAAAUUCUGAAAAAUUCUAGUAGAGCACAAAUUGAAUCUGAACAAUUAGAAAAACCAAUAGAAGUAAGUAUAUACAAGUACGACGAUGAUGAAUUGACAAUAAAAAUAAGAGAUUAUGGUGGAGGGAUUCCUCCCGAUGUAGAAGACAAGAUAUUUGAUUACUCGUAUUCUACAAACGAUUUUGAUGAUUCCUUGAAUGCGAACGAGGAGGCAAUGAAUCCUGGAGAGCAAUUUAAUAAUGUGGCAGGAAUGGGAUUCGGAUUGCCUCUAUCUAAAGCUUACUUGGAGUUAUUCGGUGGUAAAUUAGAAAUUCAAAGCCUUUACGGGUUAGGUACAGAUGUGUACAUCAAAGUUAAGGGACCAGGAAAUGAUAGCUUCGAAUAA
Kazachstania africana CBS 2517 is the source of this 1218-nucleotide messenger RNA. It is a transcript of the gene PKP1, whose product is annotated as protein kinase PKP1. The record is from RefSeq and is a predicted model, not a curated record. The transcript has a single exon. Gene Ontology annotation, biological process: regulation of glucose metabolic process; protein phosphorylation. The coding region runs from base 1 to 1218 and encodes 405 amino acids. Gene Ontology annotation, cellular component: mitochondrion. Gene Ontology annotation, molecular function: pyruvate dehydrogenase (acetyl-transferring) kinase activity. Lineage: Eukaryota; Fungi; Ascomycota; Saccharomycetes; Saccharomycetales; Saccharomycetaceae.